UAAAAGCAAAUUGACUAUGUGACUCUCGAUCCGCCCAAGCUCCUAUCUUUUCUUUUUCUUUGAAGACAAAUAACGUUUUUUCUUUGAAGAAUUUUUAUCUGGAACUUCCCCAGAUCAGGAAAUGAGCCAUUGCUAAGAUCUGGAACUUGAAGGUUGGAGCUUCUCUGGGGCGACUUUUCAGUCAUGGGGAAGGAGAAUGGCUUAGAGCUCCAUGGCCGCCCUUUUACUCGUGCCUUUGCUUCUGCAUUACGUUCUUCUGGACAGAUUAAACCUUCAGAAGUUCCUGCAAGACAGAAUCAGCAAAGGGUUUUGAGGGCCAAUGCAAAAAGAGCAGCCUUGGAGGAGAAGAAAGCCAUCGUACCCAAGAAGCGAGCUGUUCUAAGGGAUGUCACGAACAUUAGCUGUGAAAGUUCUUACCAAAGUUGCAUUUACGCAGCUAAAGUGCAGGAGAAGAACAUCAACCAGAUCAAGAAGGGACGGGCGGGUAAAUCGAAGGUGGCACCUUCUGUUGCUUCAGAAGUCUCUGAUCUUCAAUCCAGGACAGAAGCAAUGGCUGCUGAGCAGAAGGCAACAGCAGAGUCCGAGCUGAGUGAAGUGUCAAAUGCAGCAAGAAACCCGUGUUUUUCUUCAGGCACGAGCUUACUCAUAAACGACGGAGCAGCUGAGCCGGAUUCCGGAUUGUCCAAAGUGGGGGAAAGUGAUGUUGCUGGAAGUUUGACAGAGCUGGAUAAUCCAAAAUUCUUGGACAUCGAUUCGAAUAACAAGGACCCUUUACUCUGCAGCCUUUAUGCUCCUGAAAUCUUCCACAAUCUGCGUGCUGCAGAGCUUAAACGUAGACCGUAUCCCGAUUUUAUGGAGAGAAUUCAGAAGGAUAUCACUCAAGCCAUGAGGGGAGUUCUGGUUGAUUGGCUUGUGGAGGUCUCUGAGGAAUACACACUGGUGCCUGACACUUUGUACCUAACGGUGUAUCUGAUAGACAGAUUCCUCCAUGGAAACUACAUCGAAAGACAGAGACUUCAGUUGCUCGGCAUCACUUGCAUGCUCAUCGCCUCGAAGUACGAAGAGAUAUGCGCACCCCGCAUUGAAGAGUUCUGCUUCAUCACGGACAACACUUACAAGAGGGAUCAGGUGCUGGAAAUGGAGAACGAAGUACUCAAGCAUUUCGGAUUCCAAAUAUACAUUCCCACUUCAAAAACAUUCCUCAGGAGAUUCCUCCGAGCAGCUCAAGCUUCUCACGUGAGCUCGAGUCUUGAAAUGGAGUUUCUGGCCAACUACCUCACAGAAUUGACGUUAAUAGAAUACGAUUUCUUGAAGUUUCUUCCUUCUCUUAUCGCAGCUUCCGCUGUUUUUCUUGCCAAGUGGACACUGGAUCAGUCAUGCCACCCUUGGAAUCCGACCCUUGAGCAUUACACGAUGUACAAAGCAACUGAUCUGAAAGCAUCGGUCUUGGCCUUGCAAGAAUUGCAGAUGAACACGAAAGCAUGCCCCUUGAACGCUAUACGCUUCAAGUAUAAGCAAGAGAAGUUCAAAUCCGUGGCGGCUCUGUCUUCUCCGAAACUGCUCGACUCGCUAUUCUAAAGGCUUAAACCGGGCGAGCGGUUCAUCUCUUAAUUGAUAACUCAUCUACCUUCUUUUUCUUUUUCCUUUUCCCACAAGUCUCUCCCCCCAUCAAAUCCGGUCGAUUUCGGUUUAGGUCAGUCUAAUUCGGUCUAAAUUGGUUUGGUUCUUCCAAACCGGAUUAAUAUAACCGGUAGCGCCUGAUUAAAUUAUUUGUAACCGUGGGAUGUAGGUGUACAUUAUAUUCCCUUCUCCAGGCAAUUAUGCCACGGAACGUUAAAGUUUCGAGAAUUUAGAAUAUUUGCUAUUUCGUUAUUUUCAUUAAAUAUGUGAAGUUUAUUGUGAUUCAA
This is a messenger RNA of Tarenaya hassleriana, 1907 nucleotides long. Its product is annotated as cyclin-A2-4-like. Gene Ontology annotation, biological process: mitotic cell cycle phase transition; regulation of cyclin-dependent protein serine/threonine kinase activity. NCBI's taxonomy places the organism in Eukaryota, Viridiplantae, Streptophyta, Magnoliopsida, Brassicales, Cleomaceae. Bases 184 to 1578 code for a protein of 464 amino acids. Gene Ontology annotation, molecular function: cyclin-dependent protein serine/threonine kinase regulator activity. The record is from RefSeq and is a predicted model, not a curated record. Gene Ontology annotation, cellular component: cytoplasm; cyclin-dependent protein kinase holoenzyme complex; nucleus. The transcript has 13 exons.